AUGGAUAUUGUCAAUAUCAAGGCCGUGUCACAGCGGUAUGUCAGUAGAUUGUUCCAGACCGAGGCAUCAGCCUCUCCAUCAGCAGCAGCAGAGGGUACACUUGGAUUGGAUAGUGAUAUGGCCAAUAUUUUAAAGAGGACUGUGCCACUCGAGAACAAAAAAGACAAAAAGUGGCAUCUCCAAACAAUCCAUCCUAGUCGUCUCACGAUAUCCUCUAUCGACAAGUUUAUGGACCCUGACAAUGAGUUCAAGGUGAAAGUAUCGGUAGAUGCAAUGAUCACGAGUAUCAUGAUGACCCAACAAGAUGAAGAUGACCAACAUCGGUUCUUUGGCUCAAACAAUACAAGUCAACAUGAACUCUUGACUCAUGUACUAUCAACUUAUGGAUCACAAAUACAAUCAUUUGAGAGGUCGGUAUUAGCAUCAAAGGAUCGAUUGGAUAUUGUAAAAGAGAUAUUAGAGGUGUCCCCAAGUCAUCUAAAAAUGUCUCUUUACACACUCAAAUAUUACAUUGAUUCAAAAAAGGUUUCAAAUGCAUUGAUUAGAUUACUCUUCUCGAUGGAUAGGAUAGACGUGACAACCAAGGGAUACUAUCUUUUUGAUUUAAUUGCAAGUGUUGGAUCGGUUGAUUUGUUGGAUUAUGUAUAUCAAAAGACUAUUACCUCCUCCUCGACUACUUCAACCACUUUACUUUAUAGUCACUUGACAUUGGCAAAUGCAUGUUUAACAGGAUCAUUAGAGUUGGUGGAAUAUAUUGUGUCGGCAGGCUUGUACAUUGAUCCAAAGUGCUCAACCAACAAUUUCAAGAAAUCAAUUGCAACCAAUCUUUGUGGUGGUGGCAGUGACGAUAAACAAGAUGAAAGAUUAAAUAUUCUUUUGUACCUAGAGACCAAGUCUAUUUUAAAGAUUAUGGAAAGUCAAGAUAUAUUUAAUGUUGCAAUUUGCCAAGCAUCAAAAUACAAUCAAUUACCAAUUGUCACACAUCUCUGUAAAAAGGCUGAUCGAUCGAUUGGACCUUGUAUAUACAUUCCAACGAAAAUAGUCAGUUUUGCAGCCACCUAUAUACAACAAGUUAAUAACCCUCUGAUUCACAAAGUCUCUCGAUCCAACCUCAAAACAUUGACCUAUAUAUUACAGAGUAAUUUCAAAUUGACAGGCAACCCAAAACACCCCUCAUAUGCCCAUACCAACGAAUACAACCAUGCAGCCAACAAACUAUUAUCAUCCCACAACUAUGACACUCUGGAUAUAUUAAUUGCCAAAGAACACAAAACCAUCUCUAUCUGUUUGUUUUCUCUCAUCGCUUCACUCCGCGACAACAACACUAGAGUCACAGACUACUACAAAUACCUUCGUACAACAAGAUGGAACAAUCAGCGAAACUAUGUUGAUUAUUUUGAACGUCGAUAUGGAUUUAUGGUAUACAAUCCAAAUUAUUAA
Messenger RNA from Cavenderia fasciculata, 1440 nucleotides. RefSeq lists its product as uncharacterized. The record is from RefSeq and is a predicted model, not a curated record. The coding region runs from base 1 to 1440 and encodes 479 amino acids. NCBI's taxonomy places the organism in Eukaryota, Evosea, Eumycetozoa, Acytosteliales, Cavenderiaceae. The transcript has a single exon.